Molecule: messenger RNA, 1239 nt
Organism: Metarhizium album ARSEF 1941
Lineage: Eukaryota; Fungi; Ascomycota; Sordariomycetes; Hypocreales; Clavicipitaceae
Exons: 4
Coding region: 1-1239 (412 amino acids)
Source: RefSeq, a predicted model, not a curated record
AUGCCGCUCAACUUGCAGCUUCUGAAGCGGUGGCUUGUGGGAGCCUGCAUCGUCGUCGCGUUUCUUGUCGUUUUCCGGGAGCGAUUACCGACGGUGACGGACCUGCGCGGCCACGGCCACGGCCACGGCCACGACCACAAUCGCGGUGGCCGGGAUCGGGAUGGAUUCGUGUCCAGGGACAAGAUGCUGGCUGUUGUACGGGAGUGGCAGGAGCGCGAGCGCAUGAGGAGGAUUGUCGGGCUUGUUUUCUAUCGGAAGCGGCAAGAGGCAUCCAUCUUGGACUGCUAUCUCAAGCGGAACCUGGCCAAGAACGGCGGCGUGCUCGAUGGAGUGAUUUGGCUGCGGCAGACAGACGAUGCCCAAGACUUGCAGUUCCUCGACAAGCUUGUGCGGUCUGAAGCGCACUACAGCGACCAGACGGGACACGCCGACGCCGCCCGCGCCUACGACGGAAUCGAAGACGAUCUGCUGUAUGUCAAGGUCGACUCUGGCAUUGUCUACAUCGAAGACGGCACCAUCUUGUCCAUGGUGCACAGGAGGGCCAUACGACCCGACCUGUACCUGGUUUCCGCAAACGUCGUGAACCAACCUCUGAGCAGCUGGCUUCACCUGAGCCUCGGAGCUGUCAAGCCGUAUCUGCCCGACAACGAAACGCUCGUGAAGGCGCGCUCGGGCGUGAGCUGGCGCUCGUCUCGGCUGCCGCCGUGGCGAGGGCCGCCCGAUUUCGACCUGGACAAAUGGAAUCCCCCUGCAGGCCGACAGCAUCUCUGGCUACCCGUCAUGUGGAAGAAGGACCGCCUUCUUGACAACACGCCCAUUGUCCACACCGUCUACGAUGCCUACAGGAAGCAGGGCAAGUGGGAGUGGAUGGCCGCCGCCCAGCAGCAUUUCAGUCUGCUCGAGAACCUGGAGAGGGGGGAGCUGUCAAAAUACAAGUUUCACCUGUGGAACUAUCAGGAGCUCGGCAUGGGCACCCAGCUGGUAGCCAUGACGGGGAGGGACAUCAAUGCCGCCAAGCCAAUUGAUGAUGCUGCCGAGAGACACCUCAGCGUGACGGUGCCGCGCAAAACAGGCCGACCUGCCGUUGCUGAUGGAAGAGGAGUCGCUGCUUAUUACAGUUCCAAGGAUCAAUACGAGGCACUCGAGAAGACGGACAUUCUGGAGCGGUACAGGUCCUUUGCUCAAGAACACGUCUGCAAAGGGGGAAUGCUAUGGACUCCUGAUGUCAAUCCUGUCUAG